ACUCCAUGAAAAAGCCCAGCUUCCUUCCAUGUCCGACGUGAGGUGGAAAACAGAGAGGAGUCCGAGGAAGUCCCACCGCUGUGCCCUCCACGGGGCUGGAGAGACCGAGAGGAAGCGCAGAAGGCGGGGCGCAGGGAGGGGGGGGGCGACUCCUGAAAUGACCAGACUGCCAGACGACUAGAAGUUUGUGGACAGGAAGGUUUCCGUGCCUCGCGUCGACUUAGGGAGCAGGAACUGCGCUGCGAUUUCUUGUGUUCACUCGCUCCCCCGAGGAUGCUUUGCUUUGCAGUGCGGUGAGCCCGCACGGCCCUGCGCCCAGCCAUGCGCCUGCGGGCCGCCAGGUAGGCGAAGGCGGGCGGCGUGCAGCCCGGCGCUCCACGCGCUCUGGAAGCCCCAGCAGCCCCCGAACCCCCAGCAUGAGCCGCCCAGAGGGCAGCCAGGGCAGCUGCAGCGGCCGUGCGGGAGGUGCUGAGAAGAAGAUGCUGAAGUGCGUGGUGGUGGGCGACGGAGCGGUGGGCAAAACUUGCUUGCUGAUGAGCUACGCCAACGACGCCUUCCCGGAGGAGUACGUGCCCACCGUGUUUGACCACUAUGCAGUUACGGUGACAGUGGGAGGCAAGCAGCACUUGUUGGGACUCUAUGACACUGCCGGACAGGAGGACUACAACCAGCUGCGACCUCUCUCCUACCCCAACACCGAUGUGUUUUUGAUCUGCUUCUCCGUGGUCAAUCCUGCCUCCUACCACAACGUCCAGGAGGAGUGGGUCCCAGAGCUGAAGGACUGCAUGCCCCAUGUGCCUUAUAUCCUGAUUGGGACCCAGAUUGAUCUCCGGGAUGACCCCAAAACCUUGGCCCGUCUGCUGUACAUGAAGGAGAAACCCCUCACCUAUGAGCAUGGUGUGAAACUUGCCAAAGCGGUACAGUCAGAUUUGAACUCAGUUCUUCAUGCAUGCCGAAGGAUGGAUCGGAGCCCAGUGCUACUUGGAGUGCUCAGCCCUGACGCAGAAAGGUCUCAAAGCAGUUUUUGAUGAAGCACUCCUCACCAUCUUCCACCCCAAGAAGAAGAAGAAAGGCUGCCGGGCAUGUUGCAGCGGCUGUUCCGUUGUCUGAAGUGUCCUGACUGACAAGACCUCCAGCCCCAGUACAGGGCUGGACCAGACAGGAAGUCCUGCCCCGCAGGAGAGCCCUCCACCUUGCCAGCCAUCCUGAGCACAGCGCCCUGCCGACCAGCUGCCCUUUCCCACACUCCCCCAGGACCCCGCUGCACAAGGUGGAUGUGAGGUCAGAGGUCAUCCAACAAGGUCCAUCUCCUGCUCAUGAACUCAAGCUGAUAGGAAAUUGUCGCAGGAAAACCAAAGGAGUGCUGGUUCCUGAACUGUGGCCUUAAUCCCUGUCUCCACAAAACUGAAGGAUACAACACUAACCUUUCCUCUUUUGCUCAUGUGUCUUAUAUGCAUUUAUAUUAUAAGCCAUUGCCUAAUUUCCAACUUCCUCAGGCCUUAACAAAUCCAUACCAAAGUAGCCUAAGGACAUGGGAGUAGAUGGAUGUUCAUUGCUAUUUUCAGCAGGUUUCAGCCAACUUAUGAGAAUCAACGUGUGUUUCUGAAUGCUUGAUUGUAAGGAAACUUUAAAAAACACUUUUAUAAAUUUACAGAGCCAUAAGUUUUAAACCUGGUGGGAACAAGACACUAUGAUAUUGCAAGUCAACAAUUUUGCCAAAGAUUUUAACCUAUAAAUUGCUUACAUUGAUAAGUGGCUGCUUUUUCCCAUAUCAUAUGAUCAUGUAAACCAAAGAUAAACUGUGUUUAAGAAAGUA
This is a messenger RNA of Dipodomys ordii (Ord's kangaroo rat), 1816 nucleotides long. RefSeq names its product ras homolog family member J (gene Rhoj). Gene Ontology annotation, biological process: small GTPase-mediated signal transduction. The record is from RefSeq and is a predicted model, not a curated record. NCBI's taxonomy places the organism in Eukaryota, Metazoa, Chordata, Mammalia, Rodentia, Heteromyidae. Bases 417 to 1028 code for a protein of 203 amino acids. Gene Ontology annotation, molecular function: GTPase activity; GTP binding. The transcript is spliced from 5 exons.